GUCACAACACUCUCAGGACUCUCACGGAUACACUUAGGAUCUCCAAGCAGAAGAGAAACAUGGUUAAAAACUUCUCCGUGGACUGGCUCGCCCAAAGCUAUCACGACUCUAAGCAGGACCCGGAACAUCUGGAUGCUGCAGCUGCGCCCAGGCGCCACGUUCCGUGCUCGGUGCAGCCGCGGCCUCCAACUUCUUACGACAAGGGCUAUCUGCAGCCCAAGCCCAAAUGCACCGAGCAGAAGACCCCCACAGAGCGGCUAAAGGAGAAGGAGCCCGUCCUGUUCAGCCCACUAACCCCGAGAAGCUGCUCCUCUCCAAGCUCUUCAGAAAACAGCGGCUACUCUUCUGGCUACGAGAGCGAGGCUGCUUCCUCUGAAUGCCCCUCAGUCGAAGACGUGAACGAAGCAGAGAAAGAUCUCGGCUCGCAGCGCAGGAUCAGGACCAAGUUCACCCCGGAGCAGAUCGACAAGCUGGAGAAGAUCUUCAGCAAGCACAAAUAUCUGGACGCGGGCGAGAGGGUCAAGACCGCGCUGAAACUCAGCCUCUCUGAAACUCAGGUCCGGACCUGGUUCCAAAACCGGAGGAUGAAGCUGAAACGCGAGGUCCAGGAAAUGAGAGGAGAUUAUCUGGUCCCAGCUUUGGCUCCCGUCUUCUUCCCCGGAGUCCCCGCCGUUCAGCACCACUGCUACAGCGGACAGCGCCCGGCUCUGACCCCGCUUAUGAUGCCCCCACUGGCCCUCCAGCAGACCCCAUUCCCUCACCAGCACGUGAUCCCUCCACUGAGCGUCCAGCAGCCCGGCAGCCAUCACCAGCACAUGAUCCCUCAGCACAGCCACGCCAUGCAGCUUUUCUACUGA
Messenger RNA from Colossoma macropomum (tambaqui), 857 nucleotides. RefSeq names its product homeobox protein vent1-like. The transcript has 3 exons. Gene Ontology annotation, molecular function: RNA polymerase II cis-regulatory region sequence-specific DNA binding; DNA-binding transcription factor activity, RNA polymerase II-specific. Bases 60 to 857 code for a protein of 265 amino acids. Gene Ontology annotation, cellular component: nucleus. Gene Ontology annotation, biological process: cell differentiation; regulation of transcription by RNA polymerase II. NCBI's taxonomy places the organism in Eukaryota, Metazoa, Chordata, Actinopteri, Characiformes, Serrasalmidae. The record is from RefSeq and is a predicted model, not a curated record.